Tarenaya hassleriana is the source of this 1410-nucleotide messenger RNA. RefSeq names its product protein DOWNY MILDEW RESISTANCE 6. The transcript is spliced from 3 exons. The record is from RefSeq and is a predicted model, not a curated record. Lineage: Eukaryota; Viridiplantae; Streptophyta; Magnoliopsida; Brassicales; Cleomaceae. The coding region runs from base 158 to 1234 and encodes 358 amino acids.
AAAAACCAUGACCAAGCAAAACAAGAAAGUUAGAAAAAUGGAAACUAUCUUCUUUGGAAUCAGCAAAAUGCAUGUAUAAAUAUAUGCAUGCCGCCUAUCAGCUGAUUCAGGAAACAACGACCACACAAAAAAACUAAUAGGAUCUUUCUUUGCGAGAAUGGAAGAAAUGAACAAAAGCAUGCAUGAUUCCUUCACCAGUGCCAUGACACUUACCGAGUCAGGGGCUGCUCGGGUGCCUUCCCGUUACGUUCUCCCGCCCUCACAACGACCAGCCCUUCUUCGUCCAAACAUCAACACCGCCCUUCCUGUCAUUGAUCUUUCCCUCUUGGACCAACCUUCCCAUAGAUCACAGACAAUCCACGAGAUACGUAUGGCCUGCAAGGAAUAUGGUUUCUUUCAGGUUAUAAACCAUGAAAUACCGUCAUCAGUAGUGAAAGGUGCCCUAGAUGCUGCAACACAGUUCUUUGACUUGCCUAUGGAGGAAAAGAUGCUUCUGGUGUCUGAUGAUGUUCAUAAACCAGUACGGUAUGGCACCAGCCUAAACCAUACAACAGACAAAGUUCACUAUUGGAGAGAUUUCAUCAAACAUUACUCCCACCCACUCUCAAAGUGGAUUGAUUUAUGGCCAUCAAAUCCUCCAUGCUACAAGGAAAAUAUGGGGAAGUAUGCAGAGGCAACACAAGUGCUACAUAAGCAACUGAUCGAAAUUAUAAUGGAAAGCCUAGGCCUGGAGAAAAAUUACUUACAAGAAGAGAUUGAAGACGGCUCACAAGUCAUAGCUGUGAAUUGCUAUCCAGCAUGUCCCGAACCAGAAAUUACCUUGGGAAUGCCACCACACUCAGAUUACGGCGCACUCACCAUAUUACUCCAGAGUGGCCAGGGGCUCCAGGUAAUGGAUCACAACAAUAACUGGAUCUGUGUUCCAUAUAUUGAAGGAGCUCUAAUAGUUCAGUUGGGAGAUCAGAUAGAAGUGAUGAGCAAUGGCAUAUACAAGAGUAUAAUUCACCGUGUCACACUGAGCAGAGAUGUCAAGCGACUCUCUUUUGCAAGUCUUCACAGUCUGCCACUGCAUAGGAAAAUAAAGCCAUCACCUAAGCUCGUAAAUGAAAAAAACCCAGCUGCCUAUGGAGAAUUCAGCUUCAACGACUUCCUUAACUAUAUCUCAAGCAACAAUUUUACACAGCAAAGAUUCAUCGAUACACUUAAGGAGAAAAUCCCUAAAGAUGAUGCCUAGAGAUGCCUGCUGGUGAGUUACAUACACUAUAGAUACACAUACUCCGUUAUAACAUAAAUGCUUAAAUAAAGUGUAGCAAGUAAACGCCUAAGUACUUGUUUAUCACAUAAAAGCAUAAUUAAAUGCUACGGACUUGUACGACUCAUGAUCUGAAAAUGAUGCUGCUGUUUAGCUUU